UAAAUAAACAAUGCAAUGCCGUGAUACCCUAAUACUGAUCAAAAUCAAAGUAAAUUGUGUUUUGACUAAAUUUCGUUAUCUUAAAUUAGAAAUAGGACACAUGAAAUGUAAAUAGUUCGAAAAGUGAAGGAUACAAAUAAAUUUCAAUGUUAGCAUGGAUUAUAUAGCCGUCACGAAAAAUAAAAUUGACAUUAAUGAAGUUUUUAAAACACUAUCUCAUCCAUCCUGCGGUGGAACUGCUUGCUUUAUUGGGACAACUAGAGAUGAUUUUAAUGGUAAAAAAGUAAUUGAACUGCAAUAUGAAGCAUACGAGUCAAUGGCUGUUAAGGAAUUAGAAAAAAUUAGUAGAUCUAUGAAGCAAAAAUGGCCUAUUUUUAACGUUGUUCUUAUUCAUCGUAUAGGAUGUGUGCCUAUUUGUGAAACAAGUGUGGUUGUUGCUGCUAGUGCUGUUCAUCGAAAGGAAGCCUUAGAUGCAGUCUCUUAUGGUAUUGAUACAAUAAAGUCUGAGGUUCCCAUCUGGAAAAAGGAAAAAUACUGUGAUGGGACAUCUGAUUGGAAAGUAAACUGUGAAUGUAAAUCUGUGACUAAUUAAUCUGAAUAUAUCCUUAACAACUUCUUUUCCUGUUAAAUAGCAUCAUUAUAUAUCUCAGAGAAAUUAUAUAUUUUUUUUUAUCAGGAUCGAGGCAAAAUACUCUGAUUAAAAGAAAAAAAUUGACUGCAAAACAGUGACUGACACCUAUUCAGUGUCUUUUCUUAUUUUGUAACAUAAUGAAAUAUUUUGCUGAGAAUUAUAUAUUUUCUCUCAGGUAAGAAGAAAAAUAUUCUGAUGGAACAACUGAGUAUAAAUUAAAUUGUGAAUCUACGGAUAAAUAAUUUGAAAAUAUUUUUGACAACAGCAUUUUUUCUUGUUAUCUAAAAUAGAUAUAUAUAUAUUCAAGCUUAGUAAAGAGUUCCUAAAAUGACUUGUCUUCUUCAAAACUGUAUUGCAAUAUUUAUAGUGGUAAAUUGAAUAAUAUAUUUGUCUGAAUAUAUUUAAUUGUAUUGUUGAUGAAUCUGUUUUGUAAUUGAUGGAACAAAUAAAUAAAAAAAAUUUGUAGUUAUCA
Parasteatoda tepidariorum (common house spider) is the source of this 1103-nucleotide messenger RNA. Its product is annotated as molybdopterin synthase catalytic subunit. Gene Ontology annotation, molecular function: molybdopterin synthase activity. Gene Ontology annotation, cellular component: cytosol; molybdopterin synthase complex. Gene Ontology annotation, biological process: Mo-molybdopterin cofactor biosynthetic process. The record is from RefSeq and is a predicted model, not a curated record. NCBI's taxonomy places the organism in Eukaryota, Metazoa, Arthropoda, Arachnida, Araneae, Theridiidae.